CAGUCUUGAAGUGGUUAGACCACUAGACCGAGAACGUCACUUCAGCUCGGGAAUCACAUGGCCCGCAAUGAAUGCAAAUGUAUUUGAACCAGCUGUCCACCAGCUCUGACAAACAUGUCCCCAGCAUCUCGACCCUGACACUGUAAACAUCGCCAUCUGUUAUAUCUGCCGCCGAAAUGAGUUUGAACUUUGGAAUGCGCUGUAGCACAGUGGUACCCAACAAGCCACCCCUCACAGAGAAGAAUCUACCCGAUCAGAAGGGCAAAGUCUUCCUCGUCACCGGCGCGUCAGGUGGUCUAGGCAAGCUCCUUGUUGAUAUAUUGUAUCAACAUAACGGCAAGGUUUACCUCGCUGCACGCUCUCAAUCAAAGACCGAUGAAGUGAUCCAGGAGAUCAGAUCAGCGCAUCCGUCCUCGACUGGUGAACUUCACUUUCUUCAUAUCGAGCUUGAUGACUUGGCAACAAUUAAACAGGCGGCCGAUCGCUUUUUGGAAAAGGAAAGUCGCCUAGAUGUCCUGUGGAAUAACGCAGGCGUCAUGAUCCCACCUGAAGGCUCCAAGACAAAGCAGGGCUACGAACUCCAGUAUGGUGUAAACAACAUUGCACAUUUCUUGCUUACGCUUUUUCUUCGUCCUGCGCUUGAAACUGCCGCAGCAUCAGCGCCCAAGAACUCUGUGCGCGUCAUAUGGGUCGCUUCCAGCGCCGCUGACGCCGCACCGAAUCCAGCAGUAGAUCUGACGAAUAUGGACUACCACCGCGAGGAGGGCGCGUGGAUGAAGUACUCACGCAGCAAAGCCGCCAGCGUGAUCCACUCGGCGGAGUUUGCGCGAAGAACAAAGGGUACCGGCAUCAUCAGUCUUGCCCUUAACCCUGGUAAUUUCGUUACCAACCUUCAACAGAACAUGUCCAAGAUGGAACUCGCCAUGUUUAAACUCAUCUCAUCGGAUCCCAUCAAUGGAGCCUAUACUGAGCUCUUUGCUGGUCUGAGUGAUACCAUCACCGAAGAAAACAACGGCGGAUGGGUAUCUCCCUUUGGCAAGGUCGAGAAGAUUCGAAAGGAUUUUGUUGAACCAGAGCUCGGGAGCAAGUUUUGGGAUUGGACGAUGGCACAGGUGAAGCCGUACAUGUAGUUGCAUCAACCUCCUGCAACAUCGUUACAGCGACGGGUGAUAUAGUGUGCUACCGUCUCCUGUAUACAUUUUCAUGCUAUCCAGUUUAGUUCGAAUAUAGCACGUAAUUGAAUCUAUCUGAGA
Molecule: messenger RNA, 1253 nt
Organism: Fusarium redolens
Lineage: Eukaryota; Fungi; Ascomycota; Sordariomycetes; Hypocreales; Nectriaceae
Exons: 5
Coding region: 177-1130 (317 amino acids)
Source: RefSeq, a predicted model, not a curated record